UCUACGAUGAGUCUCUAUGUUCUCGUGUAGUUUAUUGCAAUCACAAUCGAAAUGGCUGAAGAAGAGGUCGAGCAAACUUCAGGAAUCCUUCAGGAGAUUUUCACUUCGCCUCUUAACAUCAGUUUGCUAUGUCUUUGCUUGUUCCUGUUGUACAAAAUCGUUCGCGGAGACAAGCCCGCAGACUUUGGCCCUGUUGAAGAGCCAUUGCCUAAACUCAAGAAACGGGAUUUCACUUUACCAGAACUGCUGGAGUUUGAUGGGACGAAAAACCCCAGAAUCCUGAUGGCUAUCAACGGGAAAGUGUUUGAUGUUACAAGAGGAAAGAAGUUCUACGGUCCAGAGGGCCCUUAUGGGGUCUUUGCAGGCAGGGAUGCCUCCAGAGGGUUAGCCACAUUCUGUUUGGAAAAGGAGGCCUUGAAAGACACCCACGAUGAUCUUUCAGAUCUCAAUGCCAUGCAGCAGGAAAGCCUGAGCGAGUGGGAGACCCAGUUCAUGCAGAAGUAUGAUUAUGUUGGCAAGCUUCUUAAACCCAGAGAAGAACCAACAGAGUACACAGAUGAUGAGGAAGUCAAAGACAAAAAGAAGGAUUAGAAGGCUGGAUCCAAACCUAGAUGUUUCCAUGUAUGCGUAGUUUUUUGCAGUCACACUUGCUGAUGUUUUGUCUGAGCCUCCACGUCAUUUCAUACGCAUUGCCAUGACCUUAAUUAGCAUUUAUUCUUGUGUUUAUCCAUAAAACUUCAUAUCACUGUCUAUGUAUCCACUGUGACUGUGACUUGUGUCAUUUAUAGUUAUUCUAAGGUAAUUUAUGUGCUUCAGAAAUGAUGUACUUCUGAGCUUCUUGGUAAUAUAGGCAAUGAGACAAUUUCUCUCACUUUUUAUAUCUGAAGGUUUAAACCAAUAAUAUUAAGAGACCCUGCAAAAAAUAUUUUUUGAAUUUUUAGAGUAUUAGACAAUAUGUAGGGAAGGAGAUUUUCUAGUUUUUCUUAUCCAUGCUAAACGAUUUAGGGAGGGAAUCAGUCAUUAACGCAUCACAUACUAGUCUUAAUAUCUGCUCAGAAGAGUUUAAGAUUAAAGACAUAACAUUCCAUGAUAUUGUGUUUUUGAUUUACCAAUACAAGUAUUUCUCUGUUCAUAAUGUUCCUUAUUAAAAAAUGAGUUAUUUGCA
Messenger RNA from Paramisgurnus dabryanus, 1165 nucleotides. It is a transcript of the gene pgrmc1, whose product is annotated as progesterone receptor membrane component 1. Gene Ontology annotation, cellular component: endomembrane system; membrane; endoplasmic reticulum. The record is from RefSeq and is a predicted model, not a curated record. Lineage: Eukaryota; Metazoa; Chordata; Actinopteri; Cypriniformes; Cobitidae.